This is a messenger RNA of Musa acuminata subsp. malaccensis (wild Malaysian banana), 1474 nucleotides long. Its product is annotated as low-specificity L-threonine aldolase 1. Lineage: Eukaryota; Viridiplantae; Streptophyta; Magnoliopsida; Zingiberales; Musaceae. Gene Ontology annotation, biological process: L-threonine catabolic process; glycine biosynthetic process. The record is from RefSeq and is a predicted model, not a curated record. Gene Ontology annotation, cellular component: cytosol. Gene Ontology annotation, molecular function: L-allo-threonine aldolase activity.
CCGUAGCCCUUUGCCUGUGUCCAAAUGCUCCCGAAAAAUAGCAGAGGAUUGCUGGCUUUGCGCUUCUGUGGCUGAGAGAGUGGUUCGGCCGAGUCCUGGGGUUGGAUAUCGACGUUUCCGAGCGCGGGACGCAGGAGGAAGAUCAGGAAGACGGAGGAGGUGAAGAGAUGGUGACGAGGACAGUAGACCUGCGUUCCGACACGGUCACGAAGCCGACCGAGGCAAUGCGAGCCGCCAUGGCCAGCGCCGACGUGGACGACGACGUCCUGAGCGGAGACCCCACGGCGCAGCGGUUCGAGGAGGAGGUCGCGAGGAUUAUGGGGAAGGAAGCGGCGGUUUUCGUGCCCUCGGGCACCAUGGGCAACCUUAUCUCGGUUCUCGUCCAUUGCGAGGUCCGCGGCAGCGAGGUCAUCCUGGGGGACAACUCCCACAUACACAUCUACGAGAACGGAGGCAUCUCGUCCAUCGGAGGCGUGCACCCCAGGACGGUGAAGAACAAUCCUGAUGGCACCAUGGAUAUCGAUCGGAUCGAAGCAGCUAUUAGGCACCCCGACGGAGCGCUCUACUACCCGACCACCAGACUGAUUUGCCUGGAGAACACACAUGCAAAUUGUGGUGGAAGAUGCAUAUCUGCAGAAUACACAGAUAGGGUGGGGGAGCUGGCUCGGAAGCAUGGCCUGAAGCUUCAUAUUGAUGGAGCACGCAUUUUUAAUGCUUCUGCAGCUCUGGGUGUUCCUGUUCAUAGACUCGUACGAGCUGCUGAUUCUGUUUCGGUCUGCCUGUCAAAAGGUUUGGGUGCUCCAGUUGGAUCUGUCAUUGUCGGAACCAAGGAUUUCAUUACAAAGGCAAGACGUCUUAGGAAAACCUUGGGUGGUGGGAUGAGACAAAUUGGCGUCCUUUGUGCAGCAGCUUAUGUUGCUUUGCAGGAUAAUGUGGUAAAGCUAGAGGAUGAUCACAGAAAAGCUAAAAUCUUUGCAGAUGGGCUGAAAGAAAUCAAACAAUUAAGGGUGGAUUCAAGUUCAGUGGAGACCAACAUGGUCUUUUUCAAUAUAAACGAAAGUUCAAUGAUAUCACCUAUAAGUCUAUGUGAAGCUCUGGAAAAGUUUGGUGUACUUGCAAUGCCAGCUAGUUCAACCAGCGUCAGGGUAGUCAUCCAUUACCAGAUUUCGGAGAGCGAUGUCCAUUAUGCACUAACCUCUAUCAAGCAAGCUAUUCAAGAAAUACUAGCUGUUGGAACCACAAAAUGAGGACGGAGCAGUAAUUCAUCAUUUUACCUGUUCUUAAAUGAAAAGCAGCUGAAACUUGUAGCUCUGUCCAACGGCUGUCCUUUCUAUUGAAACAUCUUUGUGUGUUAAUUAUUGAAAAGGUAUUCUAUGACUGUGACCAAAGAAAUCUUGUGGUCUGAUUUUUGUGGAGUCUUCUAAUUUGAUGAAGGAUACAUAAUAUUGGUAAUGAUAUUUCAUCCAAAUUAAAA